UUUCCAAGGAUCAUGCAGUACGUACCUGGCCCACACAAUCGGGCUUGUAACCACUACAAGGCCCUACAUGAUUUCAUCCUGGAGAGGGUGAGGAUAAAUCAGCAGAGCCUGGACCCCAGCUGCCCUCGGGACUUCAUUGACUCCUUCCUCAUCAGGACGGAAGAGGUAAGCAGGUUUGAAUUCAGCACCAGAAACCUGGUGGACACAGCAAUCCAGUUAUUCUUUGCUGGGACGGAGACAACGAGCUCCACCUUGAGAUUCGGACUCCUGUUCUUGGUGAAAUACCCAGAGGUCCAAGACAAGGUGCGAGAGGAAGUCGACCGCGUCAUAGGGCAGACCCACAGCCCAGCCAUGAAUGACCAAGGCCGGAUGCCGUACACCAACGCUGUGAUCCACGAGAUCCAGAGAUUGGCUAACAUCCUCCCCAUCGGGGUCCCACGCAAAGUGGCCUGCGACACCCACUUCCGGGGGUACCUUCUCCCCAAGGAUACAGAUGUCUCCACAGCCUUGGGCAUAAUUCUCCAGGACCCCAAAUAUUUCAAGGACCCAAAAAGCUUUCACCUGGAGCAUUUCCUGGACGAGGAAGGCCACUUCAAAAAGAAUGAUAGCUUUCUGCCGUUCGGCACAGGAAAGAGGGUGUGUCUGGGCAAGAGCCUGGCCCUCAUGGAGCUCUUCCUGAUGCUGACCACCAUCCUGCAGCGCUUCACCCUGAAAUCACCAAAAGAGCCGCAGGAAAUCGAUCUCACCCCAAAAGUGAGCGGACUUGGGAUUGUUCCCCCAAACUACGAGCUCUAUGCCCUCCCACGGGAGGAAGGGCUGCACGACAGCGCCUAGGACAUGGAACAGGCAUGCAACAGGGCAAAGCACCUCCUUCUCCUUCAUGUCUCCACUCCAAAAUUUUAGAUGGGCUGCUCCCAAUAUGCUGCACAGGUGUUGGUGUUCCCAAAUCUUGUGGGGUGCGUUGGAGUGCUACAGGGCAUCUCAGGACAUGAUCCAGGUUUGUGUCGCCUGACAAACAUUGCUUGGUUGCGUAAAGGCCCUGUGAUUUCAUGAGCAACUUGCAAAGGACCUUUUGACCCCAAAAUGGCUGAUACACGCGUGUCGUUGAGGAGACCUCCCAAGCAAGCCCCUUCAGGCAUCCACUCUGCCUACAGAAGGCCAUCAUACCCACAGUGUUUUUCAUAUUUCCUUUUGUCCCCAUAUUGCAGAAACAGCACUCCUGUCGGCCCUAAGACAGGCCAAGAGCUGUAAGAGUUUAAAUCUGCAAGUCUAGAGGUCUGUGGAAAGCCCCAGGGUGCAUCAGAGCGUGUAGAGUUACAUCAAGAAUAUCCUGGGAUGUAAGGAUCAGUACCGGCCUCCUCUAGUAGAUAAAAAAUGUGUGUCAUACAUGGUACACACCUGAGAAGACGUUACUAACUUCACUAAUCAGCAAAUUGCAAAGACGCAUCACACCAAACGUGAGCAAUCACGUGUGAGCAAUGAUGUGAGCCGACGCAACAGAAAUACACUCUGGAUUUGUGUUCAACCCUGCACUAUCCCUGCUGUCAGCCAGUCUGAUCACUCGGCUGAUAGGCUGAAUA
Alligator sinensis (Chinese alligator) is the source of this 1580-nucleotide messenger RNA. RefSeq names its product putative inactive cytochrome P450 2G1. Gene Ontology annotation, molecular function: oxidoreductase activity, acting on paired donors, with incorporation or reduction of molecular oxygen, reduced flavin or flavoprotein as one donor, and incorporation of one atom of oxygen; heme binding; iron ion binding. Gene Ontology annotation, biological process: xenobiotic metabolic process. The coding region runs from base 13 to 834 and encodes 273 amino acids. Gene Ontology annotation, cellular component: intracellular membrane-bounded organelle; cytoplasm. The record is from RefSeq and is a predicted model, not a curated record. Lineage: Eukaryota; Metazoa; Chordata; Crocodylia; Alligatoridae. The transcript has 5 exons.